UGACAGAAACUAAAAUAGAUCUCCACUAGAAAUUUCCUUAGUCUUCUUCGUCACGAGUACGGAACUAAUUGAAUCAAUGUAACUACAGAGGUAAAUGUUGGCCCGGUGACCUGUAUGGCCUCCCAAUAUCAAUCAGCCAUCACUCGACAAGAGGAAAGGGAUCACAGACUGGCCAUCCUAAUACAGCAACAGGAAACUUUAGUAGCACGUCAACUGAGCACAAAGCCUGGAAGUCAUCAUAUAGAUCAACACAUUGAUGCAGCCAUCAGAAAUAGUCUUUUAAGCUCCUCCAGCAACACUCAGUCAGAGGAUUUAGAGACUGAUGGACUAUCUACAGGUCAAAGGUCAUCUCUAGAUCCAUUGCUGACAUCAUUUCCAUUAACUGGAACAAACUCAUUACCUCAGGUCAAAGGUCAAUCUGUUCCCUUGAUGUCGUCAAGAAGAGCAAGGCGUUUUGACCCGUUGGAUAGUUCUCAUUGUGAUAAUCAUGUGAUGGGGUUAUCAGAUGAGCAUACAGUAUUGAGACAAACAUCGCCUGUAGAUGGCACUGCUAGUUAUUUGUCGGAUCCUGAUAGCUCUGAUCAAAGUGACGAAGAUGAACAUUUCAAUGAAAUUAGAAAUACAGUGCCCUCAAAUUUCAAUGAAAAUGAAAGGACUUUGUCAGCUGGUGAUGAACAAAACUUAGAAAUUCAAGGUGCUUCAAAUUACUUAGAACGACGGAGAAGUUUCGGGAAUGAAGAUGAAGAUGAAAUUUCUAGAGAAAUUGAAGAGUUAAUGAAUAUAGGUGCUAUAAGUAAGUCAGAGGCAGAAUCAAUUCAGGAAAGUCAACAACGAAAGUUUAGGUUAAAUAAUAUGACAAAAUGGCAGAGGAAUAAUGAGGAUGAGGAGAUGAGACCGUUUGUCUUUGAUACGGAUGGAAUUCCUAUUAACUGGACAGAUGAAGGAGAAUUGACCAAUCAGAGACAAGGACAAUCCAUGGAUGUUAGACUUGUUGAGUUGCAGCCAGGUCAAAUAGAAUAUGAUAAAAUUGAUGAUGAAUUCAAGGAAACUGGUAUAGAAAUCACAAAAAUAGAAAGGAUUCAAAACACAUAUUUAUUAGAUAGAUUUAAGGCGGAGAUGGAAAGCACAGCAAGACGAAGACAUUCAGGAUUUGAUUUAAACAUACGAUACCUAUACCAUGGUACAAAGGCUGACAAGGAUCGUAUCGGUGAGGAGGGAUUGGAUCAGAGACUAAGUCGAAUGGGGUAUUUCGGUAAAGGUAUCUACUUUAGUGAUAACCCCCUAAAGUGUGUGUAUUACACGGAGAACAUGGACGGUCUCGGAGACGCAUACAUCCUCAAGUGCCGCGUCAUACUGGGGGACUCAAAGUGUUUCGCUGAAGGCCAGUAUGACACAUCUCUGAAACGAGAACCUGAGAAAGAGAAUGUUCAACCUGGGAUGUGGAGGUUUUAUGACUCAGUAGUGGGCUGUCCGAAGGACUACAAUGAGUUUGUAGUGUACGAAAACAGACGUGCCAUGAUUGAGUACAUCAUCUCAUUCAAAGUUGGGCCGGAAGUAGCAGCUGUCAUGCAACAGUUGAACACUGCUUCAGCAUUUGUAGGCAAGAAACAAGGAGGGGAAGGUGAACCAUUUGAUGACAACCAUCUUGAUCGGAUCAGACAGGUGAGAGAAGCAGUUCGUAGAAAACGAUGUCAGAACAGAGGGAUUACCUACAUGGAGCCAAAUCAGCAAAAAAAGCAACAAGAUGACCACAUGUGGAACAAACUUCAGAUGUUACAUGGAGUUAAACCAGCCGAGAUCAACACAGAAAAGGUAAUACCAGGAGCUUCAGCAUCUGAACCAAUUAGGAGUGAAUCAGACAAUACAAAAAUUUACAAUACGGACAAUUUUGAAAUACCUGACGCAGUAACUAUGGAAUCUUGGGAGGAAUUACCUUCACACAGGAGAACUACUUCAGGGGGAGGUAACUAUCAACAGGAACCAGAUCCUGUGGACCAGGUGAUGAGUGGACUUUUACAGGAAUUUCUUGGAGUGACAAGUACAGAAGAUGUAGGAAUGGCAAAAUACUACAUCACAUUGAAUGAAAUGAAUGUCAAUGAUGCUAUACUGAACUAUUAUAAUGAUCUGCCAUGAUUGUAUUGUAUACUUAGCUUGUGUUUUCUUUCAAAUCUUCAAUGUCAUUUUAGAAAAAUUCUUCUGUCGUCCAUAUGUCCAUAUACAAUCUUUGUUAUUGCUAUUUCAUGAAAAGUACUGGAGUGAUAUUCCUCAAACCUCAGGCGUUAGAAUCCCUUGGUCUCUAGUUAUGCUGAUUCAAUUUAGAUUUUUGAUCAGAAAAACAAAAUGGCUGAUAGCUAUAUAGGUGCAUGGCUAUCUUGGAUUUUGAGAAUUGAAGUUUGUUAUCGCUAUUUCUUUAAAGGUACUGGAGAGAUAUUCCUCAAAGAAGAUCUGUCUGACAAAAAAACAAUAAAGUUCAUUCAAUGGUGGUCACCCAGAUCCCUAUAUAUAAACUUACAUUUUUAAAUGAAAAUUAAAAGUAUAGCAUUCUAGAUUUGAUUUCUGACUUAAAUAAGUCUUCAUUCAAACAUGAUUCUCAUAAUAACCUAGCUGUUUUUAUGUCACCUGCAAAAAGCAGGCGAUAUUUAGGUACAUGUAUCACUAAAUAUCAGCAGAGGUGUCGGCACAAAGUUGCCAUGUGAUAACUCAAGUUCCUUUGGAUGGAUCAAACUCAGACUUCUUGCAGAUCUUCCUUACCAAAGUGCUUGCUUGGGAUUCUGUUUUUGGUUCAAAGGUCAAGGUCAAUAUUACUAAAAAUAGAAAAUUUGUUUCCUUGUGAUAACUCAAGUCCCUUUGGGCCAAUCAAACUCAUGCAGUUUUUCCUUACCACAAGUGCUUGUAUAGAAUUGUUUUUUUUAAUGGUUCAAGGGUCAAAGGUCAAGGCCACUGGUACUUUAAAUUGAAAAUCUGUUUCCUUGCUAUAACUCCAUCCUAUCUCUUAUCGCUAUCUUUAGCCUAUCAAACUCAUUUACCAAAAUUUCCUGUCUGUAUUAUUGAAUUCUGUAUUAUUGAAUUCCAAGCAUACUUGAGAAAUGCCCGUCUUUGCACUUGGAAAUCAAAUUGGACGGUUGGUUUGGUCAUAAUCACCCAUUUCAUUUCAACAUAUUUUAUUGGAAAACAAUUGGAUUGAACAUCAGGCUUAAGCCUAUAUCAAAGUUCCUUCGAUUACAUAUUACAUUUAUUUCAAAUAAUUAGUAUCUGGUUAUCACCCAGCUUGCUUCGUGAGGAACACAUCCACCUCUGUGGAAUUCUUAUCUGGACUUUUUUUCGCUUCAACUUGCUACUUCAGUUUAGGGUGGCGUUGUCAUAAUGAAUUACAGCCCGAGUCUAAAUCCUGUGUCAAUAUUUCAUUUCUCACUGGAGUUAGACCCCUUUCACAUAAGAAAUUUCUGUAAUUACCCGUCUUCAGGAAUUUUCGCUACUGUUUGCCACAUCAAGUUCAAAAUUUGUAUGUGUCUUUCAUUCAUGAUGGUUUACAGAUCAAGUCCAAUAAUAAUACUGGUAUUUUUUAUUCUGCUGGAGUUUGGGCCCUUUGCACAUAGGAAAUUCUCAUAAUUGUUUUCCAUAUGUUUUUUAACAAAUUGCUUGCCAUAUUUUUAGUUCACUGGGUCUGAGGGAGCUUAUGCACUUUGUCUCUAUUGAUGAUCUAGGGAAAAAAACAUAUCUUAUAUGUCUAUUUCUAUGUCUUAUCUAACGCUAAAUUGACCAAAAUUUGUACAACUUCUCCUACCAUGUUUAUCAAAACCUGAAUACCUAUACACAGAAUACAAUAGCUAUAAUUGUUACUAUCUAUAGUAAAGUAGCCUAUCGCUGAUAAGGGGGUUUUAAAGGUUCUCAAAUAAACCAAAUAUAUCUAAAAUAUAAGAAAACCAUAAGAUAUACCUGAAAUCAAUAAGGAUACUGAAAAACGUCUUGACAUUUCAGCAACCAGAUAGCAUUAUGUAAACAAUGAUUAUUAACCAAUUACUACUUAUGUUAAUAUAUACCUAUAAUUAUCCCUGAUCGUCGUUAGCUGCUACAUAAAAUAGGUUAUGUAACAGAAGUGGAACAUAAUAUGUAGUAGCUAAAACAUGUGAAAUAUCGUGUUACGCACAUUAUCAUUCUGAAUAUAAGAGCAUAUAGCGUUGAGAUAAUAUUCCUAUUUUUUCUCGUAAAUAUCCCAGGGGGGAUAAAACAGCACCAUCUGUAACAGCAAAAGAUUUUUUUCUCAAUUGUGAAUCCUCAUCAGCUUCAACAUGGAUUAAACAACACAAAAGUUUUGGAUAUAAUUGAUGUAUUACAGUCACGACAAUGGACAUGUUCACAGCGUAAAUUCUAAGUGACUGAAUGUCGAAAAAUGUUAUUACAGCUUUUUAGGUCACCUGAGACGAAGUCUCAGUUGACCUAUUGCAAUCGCCUUUUGUCCGGCGUCGUGCGUCGUGCGUCGUGUGUCGUCCGUCGUGCGUCGU
Pecten maximus is the source of this 4502-nucleotide messenger RNA. RefSeq lists its product as uncharacterized. Lineage: Eukaryota; Metazoa; Mollusca; Bivalvia; Pectinida; Pectinidae. Gene Ontology annotation, molecular function: NAD+ poly-ADP-ribosyltransferase activity. The transcript has 10 exons. The coding region runs from base 115 to 2133 and encodes 672 amino acids. The record is from RefSeq and is a predicted model, not a curated record.